ACUAAGUAGAAAGAAUAGCAAAGGGAAGGUAAAGAUCUCUUCAAUCAUCCUCUACUUUGAAUGUUCGAUAAAAAAAACACCAAGGUUGAUUUGAUUGAUAGGCUUAACGGCAGCCAUGGGAGGAGGUAAUAAGAGAAGAUCAAAUAACAACAACAACAGCCAUCAUAGAACUAAGAGUAGCAAAGGAAGAUCAAGAACGGACCCCAAAUCUUCAUCGUCUCGAAUCAGGAACUCUCUCUUUGUGGAGGGUGGUCUUUUAUCUGAUUGGCAGUUGGAUUCUCGAGGAAGGAAUAGAAAUGAGAAUUCAAAUUUGGGGUCGAAUUCUGAUAGGGCAAAGGCUUCUGCUUCUAAAAACGGAUCAUCAAGGAAGUCUGGUGGGAGUGCUAUAAGAUAUGAGUACCCUUCUCUCAAUCUUCAACAGGAUCCAGAAUCAGGUGUUCAUGAGUGCAAUGGAGAUAAAAAAAUGGAUGAGUCACACACUGUUGUUUUGUUUGAUUCAAAGGAGACCCAAAUUGUUGCUUACAUGGAUCAAACCACACCUCCAAAGCCCCACCAUGUAAAAUAUACUUAUGAAUACGAUUCAGAUUGUGUGCUAGGUGAUAGCUCUCAUAGAGGAUUGGGUUUUGGUGAUGAAUCUGAGGCAAACCCCAGAGGAAUUGAGUCAUCUACAAAGCAAAUAGAACAACAAGAGGGCGCAUGUUCUGAUUUAUCGUCCUCUGAGAAGGAAUUGGUUGCUGAUCAUGGUAAUAAUAGCAAGGUGGAUGCAGAGGUGACUGAGGAAUUGUUUGCUGAUGCAUCAUCCUCAAAGAAAAACUCGAAAAACUCAGGGUUUUUGUCAAUUGGAGGCAUGAAGUUGUAUACUCAAGAUAUGUCUGAUGGAGAAACUGAUGAGGACUAUGAUGGAGAAUCACUAGAUGAUGAAAGCUCUGAGACAACCGAUCAGGGGGAGCAAGACGGAGUGUAUGGGAGUGAUGCCUCUGAAAUUUUGUCUGAUGAUGACUCAGAUAUUGAUGAAGAGGUUGCAGAAGAUUACAUAGAAGGAAUUGGUGGGGGUGAUAGUGUUUUAGAUACCAAGUGGUUGGUAGGUCAGGCUUUGGAUGAAUCGAAUGAUGAUAGUUCUUCUAGCAGUUCUAUUAGUGAGACUUUAGAGAAGCUGGGUGGGAUUGCACUCCAAGAUGCGUCUAGGGAAUAUGGCAUGCAGAAGUAUCAGUCAAGAAAGAAAUACUCUGGGGUUGCUAAUGAUGUUUUGUCAUCAGCUUUGGAUGAUCUUAUGCUAGUGAAGGACCCAAGAACUGUAUCUGCGAAAAAGAAGCAUGUUGCCAGAUUUCCUCAGUCUUGGCCUUUGCAGGAACAAAAGAGUAAAAAUUCCAGAAGAUUUCCAGGUGAAAAGAAGAAAUAUCGUAAGGAAAUGAUUGCUGUGAAGCGUCGUGAAAGAAUGCUUCGCCGGGGAGUUGAUCUUGAGCAAAUAAAUUCGAAAUUAGAGCAGAUUGUUUUGGAUGGGGUUGAUAUGUUUGCUUUUCAACCCAUGCAUCAUCGAGAUUGUUCCCAGGUACAAAGAUUAGCUGCAAUUUAUCGCUUGUCCAGCGGCUGCCAAGGUUCUGGCAAGAAAAGGUUCGUGACAGUGACACGCACACAAUACACAUCCUUGCCAUCUUCCACCAACAAACUUCGCCUGGAAAAGCUAAUUGGAGCUGGCAAUGAGGAUGCAGACUUUGCUGUUAAUGAAGGCUUUAAUAGAAAGUCAGUGGCUGCAGGUAGAACAAAAGCAGAGAAGGUUGGUAAAGGGAGUGGCUUAAAGAAAGCCAAUUCAAGUUACAUUGGUGAAUUGAUUGAGAAAGAACGAAGUGGGAAAAAGGGUUCAUACGCAAAUCAACCUGUCUCAUUUGUAUCAAGUGGCCACAUGUCAUCAGAAACUGUUGAGGUCAGAACGAUGGAUCCUGAGGGUACAGCAGAAACUUGUGAACAUAAGGGUAUAGUCAGCUCAGCACAGUUUGGUGCAUUUGAGGUACACACCAAGGGUUUUGGAUCCAAAAUGAUGGCUAAAAUGGGAUUUGUCGAUGGUGGAGGUUUGGGAAAAGAUGGUCAAGGAAUGGCACGGCCUAUUGAAGUCAUACAGCGGCCUAAGUCACUUGGGUUGGGUGUUGAUUUCCCCAGCGCAAGUAGUGACUCAGACAUGGUUCAAAAUAUAUCCAGUCGAGCUUCUGAAAGGCGUACCAAAGGAUUUGGUAACUCAGCCAGGGGUCAGCAUAAAGGUUUUGGAGCUUUUGAAAAGCAUACCAAAGGUUUUGGAUCCAAGAUGAUGGCCAAGAUGGGUUUUGUUGAAGGAAUGGGCUUGGGUAAGGAUUCACAAGGCAUGGUGAAUCCUUUAGUUGCUGCUAGGCUCCCAAAAUCGCGAGGAUUGGGUGCUAAACAUUAGAUGUCAUGCCUUAAAUGAAUGUACAAGAGGCUAACAUUUGACUACUAACAGUUAUUCGGUCAGUUCCUUUAUCAUUUCCCUGGUUUAGGACCUGUUUUCAUUAGUUGGGGCUGUCAGGCCCUUCCAUUUCAAUUAGUUUAUAGGGUGGUGACACUGAAUAUCCAGGAUGUAUUGAUAGAAGCCACAAAUUAAAGUUGCAAAAGGCAUUAAAUGAAUGCCUGUAUGUGUUUGGAGCCCUUCAAGCCUUAUUUUUGGCGUGGUUGUGACUGGUGGGAGCUGUAAAGAAGUCUUGUUUUGAGUGCUUCCCCAUGUGACAAGACACAGUUCGAUCAGGAAAUGUGAAAAACACUGCCCCAUCCAAUCACGUAAACUUCCUUCUUUAA
Messenger RNA from Theobroma cacao (cacao), 2799 nucleotides. Its product is annotated as D111/G-patch domain-containing protein. Lineage: Eukaryota; Viridiplantae; Streptophyta; Magnoliopsida; Malvales; Malvaceae. Gene Ontology annotation, molecular function: nucleic acid binding. The record is from RefSeq and is a predicted model, not a curated record.